AUGAAGGACUGCUACUCAUCGAAGAGCGCCUAUGGGGGUGUCAGGAUCGAAAUCGACAAAAUCGAAAAAUUUGUGAUGCAUAAAAUGCGGGGCACGCGAGGCCUGUAUUGGGGAGCAGGCAAAUGAGACCGAUUGUGAGCCUGUUUAGGGGUGGUCGUAUGAAAUGUGUUGCCAGAGUAGCAUGACAGGAGCAGGUGGUCCCGAACAGCAUGACAGACUGGAUUUUGGUGGUUCCGAAAUUUGUCAUGCGCCACUUGGAAACUAAGGCUCCAACUGGCAUCGAUUUUGUGCAUCACAAGUUUUUCGAUUGUGUCGAUUUCGAUUCUGACACUUCCACAGCGCCGGGAGCAGCUUCGGUCUCGUGAAGGGCUUGCAACUGGUGUCUGGGACGCCCGCAACCAAGCGGCCCAGCGGGGACGACGAGACAGUGUUUACGCUGAAGAGGCAAUUCCCGGACCGGGUGUUACCGGAGGAGGAGACGCUGAUGGCAGACGCCGGUACAACCCUGGUGGAAGACGAGUUGCAACUACCCUUCGGAAAGGACGAGAAGCGGCCCGACGAGAUCGCGGCCUGGGCUGCGGGUCCAUCUGCUGAUUAUUCUUACUCCUUGUGGGCGGAACCAAACUACGAGCGGCGCGUGAACCCCAGCGCGAAAAUAUCAAAGUGAAAAACCCCUCCUCCCCAUGUUGAAGCGGGGAUUUCUGUUGCUGAAUUUGUGUACACAAAUCAGCUCUGUCUUGCAGUGAGGCACUGCAGGCAGAGCCGAGGCCUGCGUAGGAGUGUUUUGGUGUAGGUGCUUCGCAUACUGCAGAGGCUUGCCAUGUAGCCGCAACAGCAUUACAAACCGCCUGCAUCAAGAUCCGGCGGAUUCUUUGGCUUUGCCGUCUUGCAUGAGAGACAGGACUUGUGGCCACAAAUCAGCAUCGCAAAUCUAUUUUCGAAGCGUACCUUUUCAGUAUGGGGAGGCGGGGGAAUUUUUCCUCACAAUAGAAAACGGACACGUUGAACGAGCUCCCGAGCAACGCUGCUAUCAAAAGGAAAAAUACCCCCUCCCCAUAUCGAAAAGGAAAUUUGUGAUGCUGGAUUUGCGUACACAAAUCAGAUUUGUCUUGCAGUAGAGGAGUGCAGGCAUGUGCCAACCCUGGGCAGCGAGGUGUUGACAUAGGCGCCUGGCAUUACAAGUGUCCACGCCGUAGGCCCAACAGCAUCACAAAUCGCCUGCAUAAUGCGGCGGAGCCUGUGGAGUUGCCUACUGGCAAGACAGACCCGACUUGUGGUCACAAAUCAGCAUUGCAAAUUUUCUGUGGCUUCCUUUUUGUUAUGGGGAGGGGGGAUUUUUCCUUACGAUAGCUGCACUGUUAUCCUUUGUAAAAACGCGCCCACGACCCCAUAGUCAAGAUGUGAAAUCUGCUAGACAAAUCACCCAGCUUUGCUUGCUGCAGCUGCGCAUGAAAGGUUUGGCCUUGGUGUAGUGUAGUUCUGUUUAGCUAGUAGCUCCAGCAGCAUCACAGAUCUCGCCUAUAAUCAUGCGAGUUCGAGCGUCACAAAUUCCACAACGUGACGAAGAAUGAAACGCGUCUCAUGGGGCUCCGCAUGAGAAAGAUUUUUCCCAUGCAGAUUUGCAUGACAACUUUGGGGUGGGGACGUUUUUGCAUAGGAUGACUGUCCGCUUUGGUGCAUUCCGACACGGGACUACAGGACGAACAGCACCACUGCACGGACUACAGCCUCUUUCUGGGCCACGAGUGGCUCACCGCUACGCAGUAUGAACUGCAAAAGUACCGUACUCGUAUAAAUGCAUUACAAAUUUCCUCAGCAUGAGGAAUGAAAUUUGUAAUGCGGACGAGCCUUAAAAAAAAAUUUGUAAUGCAUGAUUGCAAUACGAGUGCGAUACUUUUGCACAGGAUACGCAGGGCAGGAAAGAGGCGGCGUUCGCCGCCCGCCACACCCUGAAGCGAUCGUACCUAUGAAAUGCAAAAAUGUCUGGGUCUGGGAGAUUGCAAGAUUUGUCAUGCUUGUCUGGCAUGACCAUCAAGCUUGUGAUGCGUGUCCAAGAAGAGACCCUUUUUCCUGUCGUGCAAAAACGCAGUUUGUCAUGCGAAAAUCGCAACACAAAGAAGCGCAGAUAUUUCUCAUGCUUGGCUGUGCAUUACAGAGCAUUCACUAUUCCCAGCGCAGCAUUACAAGUUUCCAGACCCAGACAUUUUUGCAUUUGAUAGCACCAGGUCCUGAGCAACUACAAGAUCAACCCCCACUAUCCGGGAAAAAAAGUGUGUAAGUCUAAGUGUAACCCUAACCUUCUUGGAGGAACAGCAUCACAAAUUUGCUCUGUAUGACAGAGAAAUAGACCUCUCAUGCGUAGCUAGUAUCAGUGAAAACACUUAAGUACUACGAGAAGAACCUCUGAUGCAUGUCCAGCAUGACAAGUGUACGCAUCUACUUGCAUCCCCUGCAACACAAAUUUUUAAUACACUUACGCCGUUUUUUUCUUGCAUACCCACCGGGCCGACUUUCUGCAGACCCCGGACGGGGUGCACCGGGAUUUCCUGAAUGAGGCGAUCAACUUCUGUUACUAUUCCGAAAGCUCAGCCAGCUACCCCUUUUGGGAGUGGAAAAGCUACGACGGCUUCCCGGUGCCCCUCACCAAACUGCGCGUUUGGAACACCAACCAGGCGGGGGAUCGAGACUUUCUGAAGCCGUUUUACCUAUUAACUGCAAAUAUGUCUAUGGGUCUGGAAACUUGUGAUGCUGGUUGGCGAAUCCUGACGACGCCAUAAGUGACGGCUCAGCAUGACAAGUUUCUGACUUGCUAGGUGUUGGGUAUAAUUCUGCAUGACAAACCGCCUUUCGGCAUGACAGAAAAGUGGGACUACUUUUGGGCAACGAGCAUGACAGACCUUGGAGUCAUGCUACCGGAGCAUGACAGACCUUCCAUUCUUCCAGAUGACCCAGACAUUUUUGCAAUCCAUAUUACCUCCUGAUUGACAACGGAAUCUUCUUGGGGAGUUUUGACCCAAGCAGCGCGCUAUCAAAUGUAAAAAUGUCUGGGUCUGGGAAAAUGCAACUUGUGAUGCUGCAUUUGGAUUCCAGAAAAAUCUGUAUUGCAUGAGUACCAAAAGGAAUGCAAUUUUUGCUACGCGGAGAGGGCAUUUGUCAUGCGGAAUAGGCAUCAAGAAGCUCUCAAAAAAUCUGUGAUGCUAGGGCAUGCAUCACAGACAUCAGGGCUCGUGCAAAACGUGCAUGACAAGUGUCAGAACCUUCCAGACCCAGACAUUUUUACAGUUGAUAUCGGGACGGCCGUUGCCAAUCGCAACGUGGCGGAAGCAGGGGCUGAACUGUCGACGUGUAUCAAAUGCAAAUAUGUCUGGGUCUGGAAGAAUCCAACUUGUCAUGGAUUCUAAAAAAAUUAGUGUUGCAUGACCAGCAAGAAAGGUCCAGUUUGUGCUACGCGGAGAGGGCAUUUGUCAUGCGUAAUUAGCAUCAAGAAGCUCUCAAAAAAUCUGUGAUGCUAGCACCAGCAUCACAGACCUCACGGGUCAUGCAAAAUCUGCAUGACAAGCCCCGACUCUUCCAGACCCAGACGUUUUUGCAUUUGAUAACCUGCUCGUGGGUGCGAUCCAAGGCUGCGAGGCGCGCCACGAACCCCGAGAUUGUGUACCAGGUCGAUAUAGUUCUUGCCGAACAGGACUGCGGCGUGCACAGUGCAGGGUGAGCCUGAGCACAUCGGAGCAGAUGAUGGCAAUACCCAAAAAAAACCACGAGCAUUCUUGUUGCCAUGGAAAACCAAGUAGUAGUCAGUAUGGAAGUCUGCCUGCCCAGGCGUAUGCGUAUCCGGAAC
This is a messenger RNA of Amoebophrya sp. A120, 3838 nucleotides long. NCBI's taxonomy places the organism in Eukaryota, Dinophyceae, Syndiniales, Amoebophryaceae. The record is from the annotation of a GenBank genome assembly.